Messenger RNA from Canis lupus familiaris (dog), 1859 nucleotides. It is a transcript of the gene DBT, whose product is annotated as dihydrolipoamide branched chain transacylase E2. Lineage: Eukaryota; Metazoa; Chordata; Mammalia; Carnivora; Canidae. Gene Ontology annotation, molecular function: lipoic acid binding; acetyltransferase activity. The transcript is spliced from 11 exons. Gene Ontology annotation, cellular component: mitochondrion; cytoplasm. The record is from RefSeq and is a predicted model, not a curated record. The coding region runs from base 98 to 1546 and encodes 482 amino acids.
GGGAGGCUCGUUCCUGUCCUCGCCAUUGGCCGCUCGGGGGGCGGCGCGUUCCCCGGCUCCCGGUUGGUGGUCCGCGCGCUUGUCAUUUCCGGGUAAGAUGGCCGCAGUGCGUGUGCUCGGGACGUGGAGCCGGAAUGCUGGGCGGCUGAUUUGUGUUCGCUACUUUCAAACAUGUAAUAAUGUUCAUAUUUUGAAGCCAAAGUAUGUGUGUUUCUUUGGUUAUCCUUCAUUCAAAUAUAGUCAUCCACAUCAGUUGCUGCAAACAAGUGCUGCUCUGCAGGGACAGAUUGUUCAAUUCAAACUAUCAGACAUCGGAGAAGGGAUUAGAGAAGUAACUAUUAAAGAAUGGUAUGUAAAAGAAGGAGAUACAGUGUCUCAGUUUGAUAGCAUCUGUGAAGUUCAAAGUGAUAAAGCUUCUGUUACUAUCACUAGUCGUUAUGAUGGAGUCAUUAAAAAACUGUAUUAUAAUCUAGACGAUAUUGCCUAUGUGGGAAAGCCAUUAGUAGACAUAGAAACGGAAGCUUUAAAAGAUUCAGAAGAAGAUGUUGUUGAAACUCCUGCUGUGUCCCAUGAUGAACACACACACCAAGAGAUAAAGGGCCAGAAAACACUGGCAACUCCUGCAGUUCGCCGCCUAGCAAUGGAAAACAAUAUUAAGCUGAGUGAAGUUGUCGGCUCAGGAAAAGACGGCCGAAUACUCAAAGAAGACAUCCUCAACUAUUUGGAAAAGCAGACUGGAGCUAUAUUACCUCCUUCGCCCAAAGCUGAACUAGUGCCACCUCCACCAACACCGAAAGGCAAAGUUACUCCUAUGCCAGCAUCAAAACCUCCAGCAUUCACAGGCAGAGACAGAACGGAGCCCAUAAAAGGCUUUCACAAAGCAAUGGUCAAGACCAUGUCUGCAGCUCUGAAGAUACCUCAUUUUGGAUAUUGUGAUGAGGUUGACCUUACUGAAUUGGUUAAGUUAAGAGAAGAAUUAAAACCCAUUGCUUUUGCUCGUGGAAUUAAACUCUCCUUUAUGCCCUUCUUCUUAAAGGCUGCAUCCUUGGGACUGCUACAGUUUCCCAUCCUUAAUGCUUCUGUGGAUGAAAACUGCCAGCACAUAACUUAUAAGGCUUCUCACAACAUUGGGGUAGCAAUGGAUACUGAGCAGGGGCUAAUUGUCCCUAAUGUGAAAAAUGUUCAGAUCUGCUCCAUAUUUGAGAUCGCCACUGAGUUGAACCGCCUUCAGAAAUUGGGCUCUAUAGGCCAGCUCAGUACCACUGAUCUGGCCGGAGGAACAUUUACUCUUUCCAACAUUGGAUCAAUUGGUGGUACCUAUACCAAACCAGUGAUACUGCCACCUGAAGUAGCAAUUGGGGCUCUCGGAUCAAUUAAGGCCCUUCCCCGAUUUAACCACAAAGGAGAAGUAUAUAAAGCACAGAUAAUGAAUGUGAGCUGGUCAGCUGAUCACAGAAUUAUUGAUGGUGCUACAAUGUCACGCUUCUCUAAUUUGUGGAAAUCCUACUUAGAAAACCCAGCUUUUAUGCUACUAGAUCUGAAAUGAAGAUUGAUGGGACGUCAAUGAACUUUCUGAUCUUCCAAAGAAUAUGUAGCGCCUAACUGUGCAGCACAUGUUCUUCAUCACAAUUUGUAUUAUAAAUGAUUUGUAUUGUAUGAUUAAGGUUGCAAGGCACAAUAUUUACACUGUUCUGUUAGACUUUUUACUGAAAGUGAAUAAUGAUGUAAGAGUUCUCCUAGGGCUGUCACAUUGUAUAGGUCAUGGUGUGACUUCUUAAUAUGGUGCUGAGGUCUUUGUGUCCAUGAAUUGAAAACUAGCAAGAAAAACAAAAUUAAUGUUACUAAAAGACAGACUGCCA